Poecilia latipinna (sailfin molly) is the source of this 3614-nucleotide messenger RNA. It is a transcript of the gene g2e3, whose product is annotated as G2/M-phase specific E3 ubiquitin protein ligase. Gene Ontology annotation, cellular component: nucleus. NCBI's taxonomy places the organism in Eukaryota, Metazoa, Chordata, Actinopteri, Cyprinodontiformes, Poeciliidae. The transcript is spliced from 17 exons. The record is from RefSeq and is a predicted model, not a curated record. The coding region runs from base 117 to 2339 and encodes 740 amino acids. Gene Ontology annotation, molecular function: ubiquitin-protein transferase activity.
CCGGAAACGGAAAUGGGUUUCCCUUGUUUUGAAAGAGGGAAAUUUAAAAGUGGACAUCGUUAAGAGUAAACAGACUAGCGAGAAAAAUGCACUUUCAAAAGAAGAGCAAAAUAUGAAUGCAGACUAAAGAUAUUCAUCUGGGGGUAAGGUUGGAUACCAUCAUGAGGAAGAAGUCAAGAAGGUUAAAGGAAGCUGACAAGUCCGGCAAACAGGAAGAUUGCUGUGCUCUGUGCAGAUGCAGUGAUGAUGACCCGGCCUUAUUUGGGGAAAAGGUCAAACUCGAAGAGCACAAAUUCUCUGUCCAUUACUUCUGUUUGCUGACGUCUAGUGGAGUUUACCAGCGAGGAGAAGAGAACGAGGGUGUGUUUGGUUUCCUGGUGGAUGACAUCAAACAGGAGAUCAGGAGGGCAGCUCGGAUGACAUGCUAUGGUUGUAAGAAGAAGGGCGCAUGUGUUGGCUGCAAUGUCAGUAGCUGUAGGAAGGUGGUGCACUUCCCCUGUGGGAGGAAGCUGAUGUUCAUCACACAGUACAACGAAAUAUUCCCGUCUUACUGUCAGGAUCACAGUCCAACUCAAUCUCUCUGCGUUGACUCAGACUUCAGUCUUCCUCAGUCCUGCUCAAUAUGUUUAGACUCUAUUGAGCCUGUCUUGUCCUACUCUGUCCUCAAGUGUCCGUCCUGCCAUGGCAGCUGGUUCCACAGAGACUGUGUGCAGCAUCAGGCCCACAGCGCGGGACUCUUCUUCUUCAGAUGUACUCUCUGUAACAACAAGGAGAACUUCCAGCAGGAGAUGGUCAGAAUGGGGAUAUACAUCCCAGAAAGAGAUGCAUCAUGGGAACUGGAGGCAAAUGCAUACUCUGAGCUUCUGGAGGUCUACAAUCACUGUGACUCUGUUAUCUGCCUCUGCAACGAGGGACGCACAUACUCUAAGAAGGGGUGGUUCGAGGUGAUCCGAUGCUGCCUCUGUGGAUCCAGAGGAACCCACAGGAAAUGUUCAGAUCUAAAGCUGAACACCACAGACUGGGCCUGCAUCGACUGCAUAAAUGCAACGGAUGGGAAAGCAUCUCUGGUUGCAUCACCUCAGAGUGGCCAGAAGAGAAGCUUACUGUCCAAGCGCCAUCUGACGCCCUUGACCUCCCCGUUAGGCUGUAAAAGACCGUGUACUCGUGUAAGACCCGACUCACCUGAGGAGCUCCUAAGGUCUUUACUUUCUCACCCUAGUCCUGUCAGCGCCCAGGUGGAGGUCCAUAGAGACCAGGCUCUAUCAGCUGGCCUGGACCUGGUCAGAAGGACCAAUUUUGACCCCACGCACUCACUGUCUGUCAGGUUCAAAGAUGAGCAGCACCUGACCCUGCCCAGCACUCACCGCACUGGAGACGCAACCAGAAAGUACUUCCUGGAUCUACUGAUGCAGCAGAUCCAGAACUCCGUGGUGUUUGAGGGCCCAAGCGGAUCCAAAAACCUGGCACUGGACUCCCAGGCUCUGCGUGAGGAUCUGUACUUUGACAUAGGCUCCCUGUUGGCUCUCUGUCUGGUCCACGGUGGUCCACCUAUUGGUUUUUUCUCCCACGGUCUCUACCAGUGUCUGUUUAACUACCCAGCCAACUGCCCCCUCAGUUUGAACCACAUGACCCCUGAAACACACUUCACCCAGCAAGUCCACCGGAUUGCAGCCGCCGAGUCUCUAGAUGAGCUGAAGGAAGUGAUGAAAGCGAGCUGGGAGUUCCUGGAGCUGGCAGGCUGCAACAGACCAGUCACCAGUCUGGAUGAGAGAGAGACUCUGGUGGAAGAUCUGGUCAGCUUCACCAUGAUCACCAGGAUGCAGCUGCCUCUGCAGAGGUUACGAGAAGGCCUGCACACGCUGGGUGUAUUUGAUCAGGUUCAGCUCUUCCCAUCCGUCUUCUUCGGUGUUUUCUGUGAUGCUAGAGAAACGAUGACGGCCGACACGCUCGACCGGCUCUUCACCAUGAACUUCUCAGAACAGCAGGAGACACGGAACCUAGAGACGCCUAUCGUCUCCUUCUGGAGACACUUCUUGCUGGAGUGUGAGGUUGGAAGGAGCUCCAUCUCCCUUCACGACGUCCUUCAUUUUGUCACUGGUGCUGAUGAGCUUCCAGCAGUGGGCCUCUGCCCACCUCCCUCCAUUUCCUUCCUCCACCAUGUCAGGCUGGAGGAGCAGAUGGAGAACGCAGUGGAAUGGUGGGAUGACGGGCUUUUCCCUCAGUGCAAACCAGCGACCAACCACCUCCUCCUGCCUGUUACUUCCACCUACAAGGCCUUUAAAAGCUCCAUGGAGCAGGCCAUCAGCCAUCAUAUGCACCUGUUCCCUUCAGGGUCUUAGAUGUGGGUGAGGGAAAAAAGGAGACAAUCUGUUUCUCAUGCCAACCUCUGUGGAGUGGACUUUUGACUGUUAAAUAUACUGUAUUAUUUUCUAAAGUUGGUCUUUUUUUACCUCAGUGUUCCAGAGACACUCCAUAUAUCUUUAGCAUGUUGGUCAUAUUUUGGUUCAAAACAAAGAAAUUCCUUUCAGAUUUGAUCACCUUUAACUCAAAUUGAUGAGGUUUUGAAUCUAUGAGUAGGAGUGGUUUAUGGUCAUGUUUCUCCUUCAUCUUCUGCCAGUUCAAGGCUGCACAAUAUCAAGAAAACAUGACAUUGCCAUAAUUAUUUUCAAAUAUUGUGAUGAUGGUAUUAGUUGUGAUUGACCUUCUCACUAAUAUUUGUACCACAUAGGGUGGUACAAAAAUUUAAUAUAGCCUGCCAAUCACAGUAUCCAAGCAACCUUUUGGGGUUGCAAGAUUGUUCUCACUAAUAUUGCUAUGAAUGCUAUUUUUAAUAUAUUAUGCAUCUUGAGCCAAAACAUAGAACUAUGUCUCUUAAUCCUGUUUGACACUCCCAAAGUAAAGCUGUCAAGUUUCAGGUUAAACUAGUGUUUGCAGACGUAAUAGUGCAAACUCAUUCAAAGCCUUGUUAAUGUGUUAUGGGACCAGUUAUUAGCUCCAACUGGAAAACCGUUUUCUCUCAACAGACAACCCUCAUCUGAAAAACAGCUUUAGUUUUGUUUUUAUUUUUGUCAAAAUUAGAGUAGCAUUUGGCAUCCAUAACUCUAGUACGACAAUCAGGAAACUGUUUUUAAAUGAUUGUCUUUGGGGGGGAACAUGAUGCAUUUAAAAAUAGAUGCAGUAAAAUAAAAAACAUCUAUGGAUCUAUUGAAGAAAAAGUUCUUAUUAGCAACAGUUUUUAUAUAAUGAUGUUCCCUCAAACUUAAGAUUUGUUCAGAAUAAGGUAUUUUCAUGGCAUUAAUUAACUGAUUUAGCUUUUAUUACUGGCUUUACUGUUUCAGUUGUACUGCGUGAGCAGCAACACGGACCAAAGCUGAGGACUGGAUUUUCCUUUGGUUUUAUCACCAUCUAUUUUUGGAUUUUUGCGCUUCCACGUCUGAAUCAUUUCAUAUUACAGAUUUUAAUUCUGUUAGUUUUUGUUUUUUUGCAACACUUUUUUCAUGUGCAUCUCUUGUAUUUUGUACCGUGCUUACUUUAUUAUGCUUUGAAAUUAGGUGCUAGUUUCCCCAUGUUUGUUAUUCUGCUUUUCAUAAAAUCUAAUUCUUGCUCUGCGUUUC